Molecule: messenger RNA, 3237 nt
Organism: Closterium sp. NIES-65
Lineage: Eukaryota; Viridiplantae; Streptophyta; Zygnematophyceae; Desmidiales; Closteriaceae
Source: the annotation of a GenBank genome assembly
AUGCUCCUCGGCUCUCAUCGGCCUUCGGGGGAUGCUAUAGGAGGGGAAGCCUCAGGGGGGAAAGCGACACAGGGGGAAUCCACACGGGGGGAAGCCGCACGGGGAGAAGCCACGCAUGCUGAAGUAAAAACACGAGGGGAAGCUACGGAGAGGGAAUCCACGCAAGGGGAAGCCACGCGAGGGGAAGCCACGCAAGGGGAAGCCACGCGGGGGGAAGCCACGCAAGGGGAAGCCACGUGGGGGGAAGCCACGCAAGGGGAAGCUACGCGGGACGUAAAAGUGCGCGAAGCUGCGAGCAAUGACGGGUUGCGGCAAGGGUCGGAGUCACAGGAAGCGUUUCCGCCAUGCACCAGUGAACCUCGGCCGCGCUGGUGGCUGCUGGGCGCGCUGGCUCGCGCGGCCGCGGAGGCCUUCAACGCCACCUCGCCGCUCGCCGCCAUGGAAUUUCGCCACGCUCGCGCCGCCGAUUCCACCGGCCCGCCCUCAGUGCGCUCCUCCUCUGAUCUGCCUCUCGUCGUCGCGAUGGCCGGCGACUUCCUCGCCGGGAACUUGAGUGCGAGUCGGGAAAGGAAGCGCGUGCGGCGCAGCGGUAGGAUGAACCCCUUUUUGCGGAGCAGCAGAAGCAUGUUGUCGACAGCCCAGCGCCGCCCUCCGCCACCCGCUGCUCGACGGACACCCGCUCGAAGAACACCGUCACUGCCGCCGCCCGCUGCUAAGGGGCAGACGCCGCUACCCGAGAUCUCUUCGCGGUCGCCCUCUAAGAGCGCUGGCGGGUCGCCGGGGAGGAAAGCUGAGAGCCAGCCCAAGAAUGCGCCGCCGUCGCCGGCUAAGAAGGGCCGGAAGAAGAAGCUCGCGUCUCCGCCACCGGCGCCGCCGCCGCGCAAAAGGGGCAGAAAAAGGCGACCGCCCCCGCCAUCACCGCCCGCUGCUCGAAAGCCCCCGAAACAGAGAACUCCCACUGCUCCGUCGCCGCCCCCACCUAGAGGCUCUCGCAAUCCCGCGCAAAAGCCCCCCAGGAGCCCUCCCCCUCCCCGCCCUCCUCGCCCCCCCAGUCCCCCUCCGCCUUCUCCUCCUCAGCCGCCCAGACCUCCGCCUUCACCCCCAUCCCCCCCCGCGCCCCCUUCUCCUCCCCCGUUCGGCGUACAGUCCCCCGACUGCCAGUACGGCGCAGAAAACUCGCUAGCGGAAUGCGCGAUGGGGUACGCGGGCGCGGCGGGUGUGCGCGGAGCACAGGCGCUGGGGUUGACGCGGUACACGGUGGACAGCGAGUUCGACACGCUGGACGGGUCGCAGAUGGCGGUGGGCACGCUGCGGUGGGCCGUGACGUACCUGCGCGAGGGCGCGUACAUUCAGUUCGCGCGCAGCAUGGAGAUCGUGCUGCAGGGCAGCCUGUACGUGCGGUCGCGCACGACGAUCGACGGGCAGGGCUUCCACGUGCGGCUGAGCAACGGCACGCUGCUGCUGCAGAACGCCGUCGACGUCGUCGUGCACAACGUCGAAGUGAGCGGCGCGGCGAGCAACCUGAUAAUGGUGUACAACAGCAGCAAGGUGUGGGUGGACCACUGCCGCCUCGUGGACGGGCGCACGGGCACCGUGGACGUGGGCAAGGGCAGCACUGACGUCACCAUCUCCAACUGCUACAUCAGCAGCCCCACGCCCACCAUGCAGCUGGGGCUGUCGGACGGGGAGGAGGCGGACCGCAUGAUGCGAGUGACGCUGUACCGCAACUGGUUUGACUCCUCCUACGCCAUGCAGCCGCUGUGCCGCAAGGGCUCCUGCCACGUGGCCGCCAACCUGUACACGCGCUGGACGUCCUUCUGCCUGGCGGCGCGCAGGGGCGCUGUGGUGCGGUCCGAGAAGAAUGUGUUCCGCGCGGACCCCGCAAAGCGGCAGGAGGUGACGGCGUGGUACGAUGGCAUGCUGCCCACGGACAGCAACUACGACACCACUGCCACUAUUCGCUCCGUGGACGACUUGCUGCUCGCGGGUGCCACGUUCCACCAGUGGGUGGGGGCCAAUGCACUCUUCACGCCGCCCUACUACCUGCCCUUCUUCCGCAACACGCGCCUGCUGGAGGCUUUUCUUAUGGUCAACUGCGGCCCCAAGUACGACACUGUCGUCGCUCUCCCCCCUGCCUCGCCCCCGCCCUCCCCACCACCGUCGCCCCCUCCUCCUCCCCCAUCCCCUCCCCCGCCACCAUACGUCCCGCCCCCACCCGUCCCUCCGCCACCCCCUCCGCCAUCCCCCCCGCCAGCGCCGCCCCCGUCGUCGUCAGACUGCCAGUACACUGCUGCGGCAUACGGUGCGGGCAUACUGGCGUGCGCCAUGGGGUACGCAGCGGGGGAUCAAGGCACGGGGCUGGCAGGCAUAGCGGCGGUGCCCGAGUAUGUGGUGACGCUGGAUGAGGACGCGGCGAGCAGCAGCCGGCAGGGGUCGCUGCGGUGGGGCUUGGCCAACUUCAAGGGCCGCGUGCGCAUCUCGUUUGCACGCUCCAUGACCAUCCGCCUGGCCGCCGUGCUGUACGUGAAGUCCAACACCAUGAUCGAUGGCAGGGGCGUGCGCGUGACACUCACGGGCGACAGCAUCGUGGUGGUGCACUCGUCGCAGGUCGUGCUGCACAACAUUGAAUUGGCAUGCAACGCAGCGAGCAGCAGUGCGCACGUGGUGCUGUACAACAGCACGAACGUGUGGCUGGACCACUGCCGCUUCUCCAACAUCUCCAAGGCCGCUCUCGACGUCUCCCGCCUCUCCUCCGCUGUCACCGUCUCCAACUGCCACUUCACCCGGGGAGCUCCCUCCUCCGCUGCGGUGCUGCUGGGCAGCAGCGACAGCGACACGUCCCUGGCCUCCCUCACCGCCACGCUGUACCGCAACUGGUUUGACCGCGCCCCGCCCGGCCAGCCCGUGUGCCGGCGGGGCAGGUGCCACGUGGUGAGCAAUCUGAUGAGCGCGUGGGCAGGGGCGGCCAUGGAUGCGCGCACGGGCGGGCAGGUGCUUCUUGACAACACCCUCCUCUCCUCUGGCGCUGCCUCACAGGCCGUCGUGGCUGCUGCUGCCACUUACCCACCUGGCACUGUGGUUUCCGUGGGGAGUGUGCUCAUGGGCGCUGCUGUGUGGGGGCCCGUGGCAGCACCAGGCACCUCCACCUUCACUCCUCCGUACACACUGGCCCCGUCUUCUCCAGACGCCAAGUUUGCCCAGUUCAUAAGGAGCAAUGCUGGCCCACAUGAGUGGUGA